Messenger RNA from Eutrema salsugineum, 640 nucleotides. RefSeq lists its product as uncharacterized. Gene Ontology annotation, biological process: defense response. The record is from RefSeq and is a predicted model, not a curated record. Bases 133 to 354 code for a protein of 73 amino acids. NCBI's taxonomy places the organism in Eukaryota, Viridiplantae, Streptophyta, Magnoliopsida, Brassicales, Brassicaceae. The transcript has a single exon.
CAAUAACCAUAACUCCUAAAUUUUCUUUCUUAACCAAGCAAUAUAAAACUCCCCGGAAAUACUAAUUUAUUACCUGAUUACUUCGAAGCUCUUAUUUUUCUUUUUACGGUUCCACACAAAGGGUAAAAUCAAAUGAGGAGAGUUAGUUGGUCUACUAUUUUGUUUGUGGUGAUGAUGGUAGCGUUGUUGGUGGUAGAACACGUGGUGGUUCCAGCCGCGGCGGGGAGAGUUCUAACGGAGAAUUUAGGAGAGGGAAGAGCGACGGUGAUGGAGGUGGAGAAGAUGAAGUCGACGGUGGAUUCCUGGUUUCAGAGUCUGGCGUCGGGACCGAGUCCAAGAGGUCGCGGCCAUUAGAUUACACUUUAUUUUUUCUAGGUGGAGGAGAUUGAUAUAUACCAUAUCCAUAUGGUAAUUAUACCAAAACAAACGGUCAAUAACUGUAUUCCAUUCAUUUUUUACUUUGUUUGUUAAAUUCAUACACUUAGUGGUAGAAACUAAACACUCAAUAUACAUGUACAUAUAUAAAUUUACUUUUGUUGGUGGUUAAUUUCAAUAAGAUUUUAUACUUUUAUUUUACGAGGGAAUUAUUUUGUGGUAGCUGGGAACCAAGAUGUGCAAAAUAAUAAAAUAAAGAGAAGUU